This is a messenger RNA of Magallana angulata, 665 nucleotides long. Its product is annotated as complex III assembly factor LYRM7-like. Bases 84 to 464 code for a protein of 126 amino acids. NCBI's taxonomy places the organism in Eukaryota, Metazoa, Mollusca, Bivalvia, Ostreida, Ostreidae. The transcript is spliced from 5 exons. The record is from RefSeq and is a predicted model, not a curated record. Gene Ontology annotation, biological process: mitochondrial respiratory chain complex III assembly.
GUACUCUACACAGUAGUGGGCCUUUGCCAACUCUUGUGUGACUGGAGAUUCAAAUGGUCCACAUUUCGUAAACAACCGCUGGAAUGGCACAAAAAGUCACACGGUCACAGCUACUCUCCAUCUUUAAAAAGCUGCAUAGAGUACGUCAAAGAGCUUUCAAGAAUGACAACCAUGGACUAAGUGUAUGCAGAGAGCGGAUAAAUGAAGGCUUCAGAAAGAACAAGAAUGUGUCGGAUGAAGCAGAAAUAUACAAACUGUUUAAGACUGCAGAGGAAGUGGAGACGGUGAUGAAAACACAGCUAGUCCAGCUUGAACAAGUGGAAGAAAAGACAUUCAGGAUGCAUAUUCGAGAUGAAACUUAUAUGAGGCCCAAUAUUCCCUUUAACCCAGAUGCAGAGAUUCCAAGAAUACCUAGAAAGUCAAAAAGAAAAUGCAAUGAAAAUACAGAGCCCAAGGCGUCAUGAUAUAUAGGCAUUUGUGAGAAGCACUGAAUGUCUGAAAUCUCAAUGUCAAAGACUUUCUGAAAAUAGGCUUGACAGGUGAAAGAAAGAGAGAGAAAAUGGAGACUGUGGCAUAUUCCCCAUUGAUAAAACUUUAAAGGACUACAUUUUAGCCUUUUCAAUCAAGUAUCAGUGUUAUAUCUGUGAAUAAAUAUGAAUGCUGUG